This is a messenger RNA of Coccinella septempunctata (seven-spotted ladybird), 1336 nucleotides long. RefSeq names its product prion-like-(Q/N-rich) domain-bearing protein 25. The transcript has 6 exons. NCBI's taxonomy places the organism in Eukaryota, Metazoa, Arthropoda, Insecta, Coleoptera, Coccinellidae. The record is from RefSeq and is a predicted model, not a curated record. The coding region runs from base 286 to 1221 and encodes 311 amino acids.
AACUACGUAACAUGUUAUCUGGCCAGUUGCAAUCGUGAUCCGAUCGAAUUUUCAUGGAACUACUCAUCGGGAAAACUACGAUGCCCGUGAAAUCGAGCACGCAUCUUCGGCCACAUCUGAUCUGUUUAUCGGCACGUUUAUCGGUCGGUUUUUGCGAAGGAGACAAGAAGGGGGAUAUCGCGAAUUUUUUUGCGGGACCGUGGAGCGAUACUUUAUCAUUUCGGUGGUCGGAAGAAGCAGCCUGAGAACACGACGAAACGAGGAAAAACGGACAAGGUGGUCAGGAUGUUUUUGGAAAUCGGUGUCGUGAGCACUUUUGUGAGUUUCUUCGUCGUUUCCGCCGUCAUAACGACACACAACUAUGACCUUAUUCCUUGUAAAAUGGACGGAGACUGCACGCAUUACAAUGGAUUCUGCUUGGACGGUUUUUGCAAAUGCAACAAUUCAACGUUCAGCUGUAAACUCAACCAGGAUAGUACGCUGGUAAACAAAAUAGGGGAAAGCUGUCAAUCAACCAACGAGUGUAAUCUGGAUUCUGCCUUUUGCGGCAAAAAUAAUACAUGCGUUUGCGAAGAUGGUUAUCUGCCGUCGGAAAACAAGAUGAAAUGUUUGAGAACCGCCACCCGUUUGGGUGACGAUUGCGAGGAGAGCGCUCAGUGCUAUUCGGGAAUACCAUCAACUGGUUGUCACAAGGAUAAAUGUGUCUGUCAACCUCACAUGCACGAAUUCAACGGUUCCUGCUACAAGAACGUUGGUCUGGGCGAAACUUGUCAGUUGAUAGAAGAAUGUUCUAUGACCCCGCAUGCCACCUGUGUGAAAACCAAGUGCCAAUGUAGGGAAAACUACGUAUCAAACGGCACGGUUUGUUUGAUUAAAGCCAACGGUAUCAAUUUCACUUGUGAUGCCGAUUUGCAAUGCAAAGCUCAACUUGGCGAGGGAUCGGAAUGCUCAUAUGGUUCGUGCAAAUGUAAAGAAGUUUUUCAUUUCAAGGCUUCCAUAAAUCAGUGCGUUCACGAUAUACUUCUCAAUGAACAGUGCGGAGAACACAGAGACUGCCAUCAACCUGGUACUGGUCCGAGUAGACUAGAAUGCUUAGUGGGUGUCUGCAAAUGUAAAUCCCCAUAUUUAGAAGAAGGUGGAUUCUGUAUAAAUUCUUCGACCUCUGUGGUGGUCAUAAGGUCCAUAAUAUUGUUUCUUGGAACAAUAUUUCUGAUAAUCUGAUCUCUUUCUUUGAAUUCGAAUGAACCCUUUCAUGUUAUUGUUUUUGAAGGUUGUUAUUUAUUUAUGUAAAACUUUAUAAGCCUAUUUAUUUAUGGAAAUAUAUUUUUUAUUACUA